Molecule: messenger RNA, 916 nt
Organism: Toxorhynchites rutilus septentrionalis
Lineage: Eukaryota; Metazoa; Arthropoda; Insecta; Diptera; Culicidae
Product: translation initiation factor IF-2-like
Exons: 2
Coding region: 34-870 (278 amino acids)
Source: RefSeq, a predicted model, not a curated record
CUCGCAUUCAGGCAUCGCUUCGAACAAGUAAUCAUGCAACUAUUUCUUGAACUGUCGUUGCUAGUGCUCACAGUGCACCUGCGUUCGACCGGCAGUGCCCCUGGCUGUUGCAAGCUGUGCUGUGAAGAACCGACGACACCAAAGACAGCGCUUCGGCCGACCGUGUUUCCUCCUGCGUUAGAAGAGGAAUGCGACCUCGAUCUAGCGGCACACCCGAUGGACAGUGAUCAACGAGCGCGUGGUUUUUCAAGGGGAGGCUUCGGUAGAGGUGGUAGAGGACGACCAGGUGGCGGUAGAGGACGACCGGGUGGAGGAAUUGGACGACCAGAUGGGGGUAGAGGACGACCAGGUGGCGGUAGAGGACGGCCGGGUGGAGGAGUUGGACGAUCAGGUGGGGGUAGUGGGCGACCAGGUGGAGGUAAAGGACGACCAGGUGGGGGUAAAGGACGUCCAGGUGGGGGUAGCGGACGACCAGGUGGAGGAGUUGGACGACCAGGUGGGGGCAAAGGACGACCAGGUGGGGGCAGUGGAAGACCACGUGGAGGUAGUGGAAAACCACCAAACACUGGCGGAGGCAAGACAGGUGGUAAUAAAGGAGGGGCAAAUCAAGGUGAAAAUAUCAACAAUGCUGGACAGCAAGGAGGACCCUCUGCAAGUGAAAAUAGCGGGGGCAUGUCAAAGUGGGACCAAGCGGCGGUGGUGGUCUCCGGUGCGAACGCUGGAUCAAAUGUGGGAAAUUUGGGACUGGGAAUUUACGAUCUGGCCAAUCAGGCAGGUAAACAGCCAGAGGAAGAGAGAGAGGAACAGAGACAAGAUCAGGAACAGGAGGGCGGAGCGGAACAGGGAACGGAAGAGGAAGCCGAAGAAUAGUUAUGUAACUAAUUAUAAUGAUUGAAUAGCGGCGAAUAAACGUAGU